Drosophila innubila is the source of this 5507-nucleotide messenger RNA. RefSeq names its product serine/threonine-protein phosphatase 6 regulatory ankyrin repeat subunit B (gene nompC). Gene Ontology annotation, cellular component: membrane; glycosylphosphatidylinositol-N-acetylglucosaminyltransferase (GPI-GnT) complex. NCBI's taxonomy places the organism in Eukaryota, Metazoa, Arthropoda, Insecta, Diptera, Drosophilidae. Bases 1 to 5238 code for a protein of 1745 amino acids. Gene Ontology annotation, molecular function: calcium channel activity; protein binding. The transcript is spliced from 18 exons. Gene Ontology annotation, biological process: GPI anchor biosynthetic process; calcium ion transmembrane transport. The record is from RefSeq and is a predicted model, not a curated record.
AUGUCGCAGCCGAGAGGUGGACGCGGUGGGCGUGGCGGAGGCGCGGGCGGUGCUGGUGUUGGCCGUAAGACGCCGUCAUCGUUGACGGGUCCGCCGGACGAUUCGGCAACGGGCAGUGAACGUGCAACGCCAGCGAGCAAAGCCGACUCGGAUCCCAAGGAUGAUAGUUCCAGCAAUGGCGAUAAGAAGGAUACUGAUAUAUUCCCAGCACCAAAGCCGCCAAGUGCGGGAGCCUCCAUAAGGGAUACGGCCAACAAGGUGCUGGGAUUGGCAAUGAAAAGCGAAUGGACGCCAAUUGAAGCCGAGCUGAAGAAACUCGAGAAAUAUGUGGCGAAUGUCGGCGAGGAUGGCAAUCAUAUUCCACUAGCCGGAGUCCUUGAUAUGAACACCGGCAUGACACCGUUGAUGUAUGCAACAAAGGACAAUAAAACGGCGAUAAUGGAUCGCAUGAUAGAGCUGGGUGCCGAUGUUGGUGCUCGAAAUAAUGAUAAUUACAAUGUGCUGCAUAUUGCGGCAAUGUAUUCGCGUGAGGAUGUCGUCAAAUUGUUGCUAACAAAACGCGGUGUCGAUCCCUUUUCCACCGGCGGUUCACGUUCCCAAACUGCGGUACAUUUGGUGUCCAGUCGUCAAACGGGCACGGCAACAAAUAUCCUAAGAGCUUUACUCGCAGCUGCUGGCAAGGAUAUACGCUUAAAGGCAGACGGCCGUGGCAAAAUCCCAUUGCUGCUGUCUGUCGAGUCGGGAAAUCAGUCGAUGUGUAGAGAACUCUUGGCUGCACAAACGGCGGAUCAACUAAAGGCAACAACGGCAAAUGGAGACACGGCCUUGCAUUUGGCCGCCAGACGGCGGGAUGUGGAUAUGGUCAGAAUACUUGUGGAUUAUGGCACCAAUGUGGAUACCCAGAACGGCGAGGGGCAGACACCGUUGCACAUUGCGGCCGCUGAGGGGGAUGAGGCGCUGCUCAAGUACUUUUACGGAGUGCGUGCCUCUGCCUCCAUUGCGGAUAAUCAAGAUCGCACCCCAAUGCACUUGGCAGCGGAAAAUGGUCACGCCCAUGUUAUUGAGAUUCUGGCGGACAAAUUCAAGGCGAGCAUCUUCGAGCGCACCAAGGAUGGCAGCACACUGAUGCACAUUGCAUCACUCAAUGGCCAUGCUGAGUGCGCCACGAUGCUCUUCAAGAAGGGUGUCUAUCUCCAUAUGCCCAACAAGGAUGGUGCACGCAGCAUUCACACCGCUGCCGAAUAUGGACACACUGGCAUCAUCAACACCUUGUUGCAGAAGGGCGAGAAAGUCGAUGUUACCACCAAUGACAACUAUACAGCCCUGCACAUAGCUGUGGAAUCUGCGAAACCAGCUGUUGUGGAAACACUUCUUGGCUUUGGCGCCGACGUUCAUGUCAGAGGUGGCAAGUUAAGGGAGACGCCUCUGCACAUUGCCGCACGUGUCAAGGACGGCGACCGUUGUGCCCUCAUGCUGUUAAAGUCUGGAGCGAGUCCGAAUCUCACAACCGAUGAUUGCCUGACGCCAGUUCAUGUUGCCGCGCGUCACGGGAAUCUUGCCACAAUGAUGCAACUGCUCGAGGAUGGCGGAGAUCCGCUUUACAAGUCCAAUACUGGGGAGACACCUUUGCACAUGGCGUGCAGAUCAUGUCACCCGGAGAUUGUUCGUCAUCUGAUUGAGACGGUGAAGGAGAAACACGGACCGGAAAAGGCGACCACGUACAUUAACUCUGUGAACGAUGAUGGCGCCACGGCGCUGCAUUAUACUUGCCAAAUUACCAAGGAGGAGGUCAAGAUACCCGAAUCCGAUAAGCAAAUUGUGAGCAUGCUCCUCGAGAAUGGAGCCGAUGUGACGCUCCAGACGAAGAAUGCAUUGGAAACGGCCUUUCAUUAUUGUGCCGUGGCGGGAAACAAUGAUGUCCUCAUGGAGAUGAUUUCCCACAUGAAUCCCACGGACAUACAGAAGGCCAUGAACCGUCAGUCGUCGGUGGGAUGGACGCCGCUGUUGAUCGCCUGUCAUCGGGGGCACAUGGAGCUGGUCAACAACCUUUUAGCGAAUCAUGCCAGGGUCGAUGUCUUCGAUACGGAGGGAAGAUCGGCCCUACACUUGGCAGCGGAGCGGGGAUUCUUGCACGUCUGCGAUGCGCUGCUAACGAACAAGGCCUUCAUCAAUUCCAAGUCCCGGGUGGGACGUACUGCCCUCCAUUUGGCGGCAAUGAACGGCUUUACGCAUCUGGUGAAGUUCCUCAUCAAGGAUCACAAUGCUGUCAUCGAUAUUUUGACACUGCGCAAACAGACGCCGCUGCAUUUGGCAGCUGCCAGUGGACAAAUGGAGGUUUGCCAGUUGUUGCUCGAACUGGGCGCCAACAUUGAUGCGACCGAUGAUCUGGGCCAGAAGCCCAUUCAUGUCGCCGCCCAGAAUAAUUACUCUGAAGUGGCCAAAUUGUUCCUGCAGCAGCAUCCAUCGUUGGUGAAUGCCACCAGCAAGGAUGGCAACACUUGUGCCCAUAUUGCUGCCAUGCAGGGCUCCGUCAAGGUGAUCGAGGAGCUCAUGAAGUUCGAUCGAUCUGGCGUGAUAUCGGCUAGAAAUAAGUUGACCGAUGCCACGCCCCUACAACUAGCCGCCGAGGGCGGACAUGCGGAUGUUGUGAAGGCUCUCGUCCGUGCCGGCGCCUCUUGUACGGAGGAAAAUAAAGCUGGAUUCACGGCCGUACAUUUGGCUGCCCAGAAUGGACACGGUCAAGUGCUGGAUGUACUCAAGAGCACAAAUUCUCUGCGUAUCAAUAGCAAAAAGUUGGGAUUAACUCCUCUCCAUGUCGCUGCCUAUUAUGGGCAGGCGGAUACCGUGCGGGAGCUGUUGACCAGUGUUCCGGCCACGGUCAAAUCGGAGACUCCAACGGGCCAGAGUCUGUUCGGGGAACUGGGCACCGAGUCGGGCAUGACGCCACUUCAUCUAGCCGCCUUCUCUGGCAAUGAGAAUGUGGUGCGAUUGCUCCUCAACUCGGCGGGUGUGCAAGUGGAUGCAGCUACCAUUGAGAACGGUUAUAAUCCGCUCCAUUUGGCUUGCUUCGGUGGACACAUGUCAGUGGUUGGUUUGCUUCUGAGUCGGUCGGCGGAACUCCUUCAAUCCACGGAUCGCAAUGGUCGCACCGGACUGCAUAUUGCAGCGAUGCACGGCCAUUUCCAGAUGGUGGAGAUACUGCUCGGCCAGGGCGCUGAGAUAAAUGCAACCGAUCGCAACGGUUGGACGCCACUGCAUUGUGCUGCCAAAGCCGGUCACUUGGAUGUGGUUAAGCUGCUCUGUGAGGCGGGUGCCUCUCCCAAAUCCGAGACGAACUAUGGCUGUGCGGCAAUCUGGUUUGCCGCCUCCGAGGGUCACAACGAGGUGUUAAGGUAUCUCAUGAAUAAGGAGCAUGAUACCUAUGGGCUGAUGGAGGACAAACGAUUUGUCUACAAUCUGAUGGUUGUCUCCAAGAAUCACAACAAUAAACCGAUACAAGAGUUUGUUCUGGUCUCACCAGCUCCAGUGGAUACAGCAGCCAAAUUAUCCAACAUUUAUAUAAACCUCUCGACAAAGGAGAAAGAACGCGCCAAGGAUUUGGUGGCUGCUGGAAAACAAUGUGAGGCAAUGGCCACAGAGUUGUUGGCCUUGGCAGCUGGCUCGGAUUCGGCAGGAAAGAUUCUCCAGGCGACCGAUAAAAGGAACGUGGAGUUUCUCGACGUGCUCAUCGAGAACGAGCAAAAGGAAGUCAUUGCACAUACAGUUGUUCAACGAUACUUGCAAGAACUGUGGCACGGAUCAUUGACGUGGGCUUCAUGGAAGAUCAUGUUGCUGCUGGUUGCGUUUAUCGUCUGUCCACCUGUAUGGAUUGGCUUCACAUUUCCGAUGGGUCACAAGUUCAACAAGGUGCCCAUCAUCAAGUUUAUGUCCUACCUCACCUCGCACAUAUACCUCAUGACACACCUGAGUAUCGUGGGCAUAACGCCCAUUUAUCCGGUGUUACGCUUAAGUUUGGUCCCCUACUGGUACGAAAUAGGCCUGCUCAUUUGGUUGAGCGGUCUACUUUUGUUCGAGUUGACGAAUCCGUCCGAUAAAUCCGGAUUGGGAUCGAUCAAGGUGCUCGUCCUCCUGCUGGGCAUGGCCGGCGUGGGCGUCCAUGUGGUCGCCUUUCUGUUCGUCUCCAAGGAAUAUUGGCCAACUCUCGUCUACUGUCGUAAUCAAUGCUUCGCUUUGGCCUUUCUCUUGGCCUGUGUUCAGAUCCUGGACUUUCUAUCGUUCCAUCAUUUGUUUGGACCUUGGGCGAUUAUCAUUGGAGAUCUUCUCAAGGAUCUUGCUCGAUUUCUUGCCGUUCUCGCGAUCUUCGUGUUCGGCUUCUCCAUGCACAUUGUGGCCCUGAAUCAAUCCUUUGCCAACUGGACGCCCGAUGAUAUACGCAGUUUCGAGAAGAAGAAUCGCAAUAAAGGCUACUUCAGUGACGAUGAUAUGCCCACCCCACGUCCCCCGCCCGUGGAGAAUUAUGUCGAUAAUCGCUUCAGCGAAUUCCGACGUAAACACAAAGAUGAUCGACCCAUGACACCAUUUCUGGCUUUCGAGCGUUUGUUCUUCGCCGUUUUCGGACAAACGACCACCUUGGACAUCAAUCCCAUGCGACAUCUGCGUCCCGAGUGGACCGAGGUCCUGUUCAAAUUUGUCUUUGGCAUCUAUUUGUUAGUGUCUGUGGUUGUACUCAUUAACCUGCUAAUUGCCAUGAUGUCGGAUACUUAUCAACGCAUUCAGGCGCAAUCUGACAUCGAAUGGAAAUUUGGUUUAUCCAAGCUUAUACGCAAUAUGCAUCGCACCACAACAGCGCCAUCGCCGCUUAAUUUAGUUACCACCUGGUUUAUGUGGAUCGUCGAGAAGGUCAAGGCACGCAUGAAGAAAAAGAAGCGUCCAAGUCUGGUACAGAUGAUGGGAAUACGUCAGGCCAGUCCACGCACCAAAGCUGGCGCCAAAUGGCUAUCGAAGAUCAAGAAAGACUCGGUGGCCCUCUCCCAGGUGCAUUUGUCACCUCUAGGCUCUCAGGCCAGUUUUUCGGCGGCAAAUCAGAAUCGCAUUGAGAAUGUCGCCGAUUGGGAGGCGAUUGCCAAGAAAUACCGGGCACUCGUCGGCGACGAGGAGGGAGGUUCUAUCAAGGACUCGGAUGCGGAGAGCGGCUCGCAGGAGGGCAGCGGUGGACCACAAGCUCCGGCACAGGUCUAAGCUUCACGAUUCAUCCUCUCUCUGCCACUGUACUACUUCCUCAACUACUUCUACUCUAUUAAAACUUCUCCUCUAUAUUCUUCACUCAAAAACCAUUUAAACUCUCCCAUCUCGACUGUCCUGUCUCUUCUGUACUUAAGCUCUAUUUUCUAAGUACCUAUAUUUCUAAGCUGCACUCUUGGGAACUUAAUCUAAGCUUCACUUAAUCUUAAAACUAAAUCUAAACUAAUUUAGCUAGAAUAUUGAAAUUGUUUUUGGUAACUUGUAAG